UGGGAUGUCCUCGCUCCUAGUACGUAGGCGGCUAAUCGCGGGAGAAAUCAAGAAUCAAGAAACUAGGAAGAAGCGAGAGCAACAUCUUGCUGACCGGAGUCGUUGCUAUUCUUCAGAGCCAACCGUUAAACCCUAAUUUUCACAAUAUUGCUUGCCGCUCUGUUCAAGUUCUUGGUUAUAAUCUUCAAUGGAGGAUGAAAAUUUUGACACCCCCAAAUCCGUCCUUUACGAAACCCUGAGUCCCUUCUAUCUUUCAACCCCCGACCAGUCUGCAGGUCCCGAUGAACUAGAGCCCUAUACUGUUUUCCGGAACGAAAUUUCUCUGUCGUCCCUUCAAUGUCCUUCGCCGGAGACUGCUGCCCCUGAUUUCUUUUCUCUUGAAGUUGGCAAUGAUGAUGUUUCUGAACGAGAAUCGCUUUCCGUCCAAUUGCCUGAACCAGUUGCAGCUACUGAACCGAAGACGCCGGCUCUUGUAUCUGAGCCAAAGCUUGAGAGCAGUUGGUUUCGGGGAAACUGCAAGUUCAGGAGUCCCAUGCUUCAGCUGCAUAAAGAGAUAGUAGAUUUUUGUGAAUUUUUGUCACCUACUUUGGAAGAAAAAGCUGCACGCGACGUAGCAAUAGAAUCUGUGUUUCAAGUUAUAAAACAUAUAUGGCCUCAUUCCCAGGUUGAAGUUUUUGGGUCUUUCAGGACUGGGUUAUAUCUUCCAACUAGUGAUAUUGAUGUUGUGAUUCUGAAGGCGGGCUUGCCAAGUCCACAGCUUGGCUUAAAUGCACUUUCUCGGGCACUGUCACAAAGGGGCAUUGCAAAAAAUAUCAUGGUAAUUGGAAAGGCUCGAGUGCCAAUUAUUAAAUUCGUUGAAAAGAAAAGUGGUGUUUCAUUUGAUGUAAGUUUUGAUGUGGAUAAUGGACCCAAGGCUGCUGAUUAUAUUCAGGAAGCAGUGGCUAGAUGGCCACCUCUACGACCGUUAUGUUUGAUUUUAAAAGUGUUCUUGCAGCAAAGAGAACUAAAUGAGGUAUAUUCCGGUGGGAUUGGUUCUUAUGCUCUCCUUGCCAUGCUCAUGGCAAUGCUACGAAAUGACCGUGAGAGCCAUGUAUCUGCAGAGCACAACUUGGGAGUCCUUUUGGUGAAUUUUUUUGAUUUCUAUGGACGCAAAUUGAACACUGCAGAUGUUGGUGUCUCUUGCAAUGGGACGGGUACCUUUUUCUUGAAGAGCAAGAAAGGGUUUUUAAACAAGGGACGACCAAGUCUUUUGGCAAUUGAGGAUCCUCAGGCACCUGAGAAUGACAUUGGGAAGAACUCGUUUAAUUAUUUUCAGGUUAGGUCAGCUUUUGCAUUGGCUUUCAAGACACUGACCAAUCCCAAUAUCGUUCUGAGCCUAGGCCCUAAUAGAAGUAUUUUGGGAACUAUAAUUAGACCAGACCCCGUCUUGGUGGAGCGUAAAGGGGGUUCAAACGGGGACGUAACUUUCAAUGCCUUGCUUCCCGGAGCCGGUGAGCCAUUACAAGUACACUAUGGAGACCAUGAUAUGUUAUGUAACUGGGAUUUUGAUGAUGAAGAACCCCUGCCUCGGGGAGGAGAUUCUGCUGGGGAUAAAAGCACUUCAGGGAAGAAGAGAAAAACUCCAUUUAAGGAAAAUCCCAAAAAGAAGCUAAAGGAAAAUGGGCAUUUGGGAAUUACAAGGAAUGGAGAGAAUGUCUUGGGGAAAGAGAACGGUAUUAAAAAGAGAAGUAGGAGAAAACAAUGAAAAAGCGACAAUUUUUUAUUUAUCAAGUUUUGACCGCAAGUGUUUUGAGAUUUUAACUUGCACAAUGAGGCAUAUAGAUUUCAAUCUGUUCGGUGUGACAGGAGCUGGAGGACACUUGUAAAGGGACUAAAGGCCAAUGCUUGCGCCUGAAAGUCCCGAGUUGGUUCAACUGACUCCUGGAUGUGAGCUUUAUGUUUUCGCAGAGGCAUCCACAUCUGCAAUUUUGGUUAUAUGUAUGUCUUCUUAGUUCACUGUCGUCAUACGUCCAAUUAUUUAGAGCAGGCAGCAGCUUCGGCAUUUCUAGAUGGAAACAGAAUCGACUUGAAAAGCGAAAAGUGAUAUCCUGGGGAGGUAGUGCUGUCCUUUGAGAAUAUUUUACGGACCAAAGCAUUUGUACCAUAGCGAUGAUUAUUGUUGAUGUUGAUGAUGUUAUCGGCUGCUUUGUCGCAUUCUGCGGGCAGUGUGUAAGAUUUUAUCUGGAUGAGCAUGGCCUUCAACUCAACUUCCGUUAAAACUGUUGAAUCAUGAUUAAAGCAUUGAAAUAUAAAUAUUUUUUUAUUACGAUUAA
This is a messenger RNA of Neltuma alba, 2312 nucleotides long. RefSeq names its product terminal nucleotidyltransferase 4A. The record is from RefSeq and is a predicted model, not a curated record. Lineage: Eukaryota; Viridiplantae; Streptophyta; Magnoliopsida; Fabales; Fabaceae. The coding region runs from base 188 to 1744 and encodes 518 amino acids. Gene Ontology annotation, biological process: RNA 3'-end processing; polyadenylation-dependent ncRNA catabolic process. The transcript has 13 exons. Gene Ontology annotation, cellular component: nucleolus; TRAMP complex. Gene Ontology annotation, molecular function: poly(A) RNA polymerase activity; mRNA binding.